ACUAAGGGAGGAGUUGCGGCGUCAUAGGUCACUGGGCGGGCUAUGGGCGGGGUCCACGUCGCCUACCGGGGCGGAGCGGGGGUGGCCGGAGCAGUCUGGACAGUCAUGGCGGCGACUGUGGCGACGGCGGCAGCUGUGGCCCCGGCGCCAGCGCCCGGCACGGACGGCGCCUCUUCAGUGCACUGGUUCCGCAAAGGGCUGCGACUCCACGACAACCCGGCGUUGCUGGCGGCCGUGCGCGGGGCGCGCUGCGUGCGCUGCGUUUACAUUCUCGACCCGUGGUUCGCGGCCUCCUCCUCAGUCGGGAUCAACCGAUGGAGGUUCCUACUUCAGUCUCUGGAAGAUUUGGACACAAGUUUAAGGAAACUGAACUCCCGCUUGUUUGUAGUCCGGGGACAGCCAGCCGACGUGUUCCCAAGGCUGUUCAAGGAAUGGGGAGUGACCCGCUUGACCUUUGAAUAUGACUCUGAACCCUUUGGGAAAGAACGGGAUGCAGCCAUCAUGAAGAUGGCCAAGGAGGCUGGUGUGGAAGUAGUGACCGAGAAUUCUCAUACCCUCUAUGACCUGGACAGGAUCAUUGAGCUGAAUGGGCAGAAGCCACCCCUUACAUACAAGCGCUUUCAGGCCAUCAUCAGCCGCAUGGAGCUGCCCAAGAAGCCAGUGGGCUCGGUGACCAGCCAGCAGAUGGAGAGCUGCAGGGCCGAGAUCCAGGAGAACCACGACGAGACCUACGGCGUGCCCUCCCUGGAGGAGCUGGGGUUCCCCACUGAAGGACUUGGUCCGGCUGUCUGGCAGGGAGGAGAGACAGAAGCUCUGGCCCGCCUGGAUAAGCACUUGGAACGGAAGGCCUGGGUUGCCAACUAUGAGAGACCCCGAAUGAACGCCAACUCCCUCCUGGCCAGCCCCACAGGCCUCAGCCCCUACCUGCGCUUUGGUUGUCUCUCCUGCCGCCUCUUCUACUACCGCCUGUGGGACCUGUAUAAAAAGGUGAAGCGGAACAGCACACCUCCCCUCUCCCUAUUUGGGCAACUCCUAUGGCGAGAGUUCUUCUACACGGCAGCUACCAACAACCCCAGGUUUGACCGCAUGGAGGGGAACCCCAUCUGCAUCCAGAUCCCCUGGGACCGCAAUCCUGAGGCCCUGGCCAAGUGGGCUGAGGGCAAGACAGGCUUCCCUUGGAUUGAUGCCAUCAUGACCCAACUGAGGCAGGAGGGCUGGAUCCACCACCUGGCCCGGCAUGCCGUGGCCUGCUUCCUGACCCGCGGGGACCUCUGGGUCAGCUGGGAGAGCGGGGUCCGGGUAUUUGAUGAGCUGCUCCUGGAUGCAGAUUUCAGCGUGAACGCAGGCAGCUGGAUGUGGCUGUCCUGCAGUGCUUUCUUCCAGCAGUUCUUCCACUGCUACUGCCCUGUGGGCUUUGGCCGUCGCACGGACCCCAGUGGAGACUACAUCAGGCGAUACCUGCCCAAAUUGAAAGCAUUCCCCUCUCGAUACAUCUAUGAGCCCUGGAAUGCCCCAGAGUCAAUUCAGAAGGCAGCCAAGUGCAUCAUUGGUGUGGACUACCCACGGCCCAUCGUCAACCAUGCCGAGACCAGCCGGCUUAACAUUGAACGAAUGAAGCAGAUUUACCAGCAGCUCUCGCGCUACCGGGGACUCUGUCUACUGGCAUCUGUCCCUUCCUGUGUGGAAGACCUCAGUCACCCUGUGGCAGAGCCCAGCUCAAGCCAGGCUGGCAGCGUGAGCAGUGCAGGCCCAAGACCACUACCCAGUGGCCCAGCAUCCCCCAAACGCAAACUGGAAGCAGCCGAGGAACCACCUGGUGAAGAACUCAGCAAACGGGCCAGGGUGGCAGAGUUGCCAACCCCAGAGCUGCCGAGCAAGGAUGCCUGAGAGUGAGUGACAGCAGUCUAGAUUCAACCUCAGGAAGGAAGUUGGGAGUGGGGGGGCCUAUUGCCCUGCCAGCUGCAGGUUGAAACAUAGCAAACUAGAUGAAAAUCUGGUGGGACCACCCAAUGCUCAGCCACUAAAGCUUUACCAUUUUACAGUGGUAGCCGGGUUCCAUCCUGGCUUAGGGAAUGAGUACUUUCUGGUUGAUAUCUGUGUGACCUUUACCACUGGGCCGGCUGUGGUGGCUCAUGUAUGUAAUCCCAGCACUUUGGGAGGCCAAGGUGGGAGGAUCGCUUGAGGUCAGGAGUACAAGACCAACCUGGCCAAACCAACAUAGUGAGACUCCAUCUCUAAAAACAUAAUAAUAAUAAUAAUAAUCUGGUGGGACUGCAUGACUUUUAGGAUUUCAGCUCAAAAAUCCCACCAUUCUGACUUUUAUCAGAGAUUUAAAAGUCAAGCCCUUUUCUAUUUUUUUGCCAGCUAAGGGAAAAAGGGAGGCAUGGGGGCUGAGGGGUGGCACUUUCUACCUAUUAAAAUGAGUCACACUCAAGAGAAAGAAAGCUGAGACCUGUGUGUGAAGCAGCGGGGAAAAGGCCCAUUGCAGGGUCUGAGGCUGCUCCAGGCCCCCUGCUCUCCGACAGGCUGAGUUCUAUAGGCCAGCCAGUGGAGGGCAGCACUGACCUUGAGAAGCCUGGACAGAGGGCUGUGCUGUGUCUUACUUGGCCCAGCCCUGCCUGAGGACCAGUAGACCCAGUCUGUCAUCAUCUUUGCCUUUUGCGGCCUGUCCUCCCUUCUCACCCAUCCUGUGGCCUCAGCUCUGCACCUCCCUGGCAGCGCUCAUCUUGGAAGCCUCCUGAAUGUCAUCAAAACACUGGCUUCUCCUUUCCCAAGGGAGGAAGGGCCUUUUAUGCCACUCUUGGGGAAAUGUAAAUUCCUGUCCCCUCUGAGUCAUCAUCUCAAGCUGUUCCUUAUGCACCAUGUCUUCGUCAUUAGAUUGGAGGGUGAUUUUUCUCCAUGGAGCUGAUAGGUUCUUUUUAUCAGAUCCCUCUUACUUCAGGGCCAGGCCACGGCCAUCUGGUUUGAGUGUCUGGAUUUGUGUGCUCACUGAGAUGGGCAUUUGAUGCCUGCACCCUUCACCUUUCCUGGGCUCUUUGACAUAGACAUUGCUGAUGGACAGAUGUGUGCUAUCUUGUUCCUGGGAGUACCAGCAACCUACUACUCUCUCAGUUAUCUCUUAGCUCUGUGAUACUAAGCAAAGUUCAUCCUGUAUUACAAAUUUGGAACUUGCCAGGCUGACACUCUGAUUUUCGGAUGAGAAGACCAAAGAACAGAGAGGUUAAAUGUCUGGGUCAAGGUUGCUCAGUAAGCUAAUGGUGUCCAAUUCAACAUGAAAUUGUUGCCAGCAGGUGGGUGAAGAAGGGGGAGCAUUAAACAUAUAAAAUGUGAUGUGCUGUCCAUCCAUAAGGAUUGAACAGUCUGCUUAGAUAAAAAGAAGCAAUAACCUAGAAUUCCUGGACAAAUGAUACAGACUAUACAAGCUUAGCAGAAGGGAGCUGGUGUGGUCUGGAACAAUCAGGGAACAUAUCACAGAAGUUUGCGCUAGGGGGCCUGAAAAGUGAAUUGGAUUCAGGCAGUGAGCAGGGCGCUUAGGACAAGAAAAACAGCUGAAGGUUUAUGUGAUCUUGUACAAAUGACUUAACUGCUAUGAGACUCAGUUUCCUCACCUAUAAAUUAGGUUGCUGUUGCAACAAUUAAAUGAUUAAAUCUGGGCCGGGCGCAGUGGCUCAUACCUAUAAUCCCAGCACUUUGGGAGGCCGAGGUGGGCGGAUCACCUGAGGUUGGGGGUUCGAGAUCAGCCUCAUCCGCUUGGAGAAACCCCGUCUCUACUAAAAAUACAAAAUUAGCUGGCAUGGUGACGUAUGCCUGUAAUUCCAGCUACUCGGGAGGCUGGGGCAAGAGAAUCACUUGAACCCCGGAGGCAGAGGUUGCAGUGAGCCGAGAUCGUGCCAUUGCACUCCAGCCUGGGUGACAAGAGCAAAACUCUGUCUAAAAAAAAAAAAAGAUUAAAUCUGUGUGUGUCAGCUAGAAAUGUGGGGGUCUAUUAAUAAUAGCUCAAUUACUGUGGCUAAAACAAAUAGGGGCUUAUUUUUCUUACCUAACAAGGGGCCCAGAAAUAGUGUUGCUGGUCUGGGCUUGGGUGGCAGCCCCAGCUUCAGCCAUCAAUUCUUGAUCAAAGAGGAAAGAGAAGGGACAGCAAGGGCAGCUGCACUCCUUCCGUACACAUAUCAAGAGCUCAUGCUUUGCCAGACACCAUUCCACGCAUUGGGGGUAUGGUUGUAUACAAGACUGGCAGUAUCACUUCCCCCUUGGGUGCAUAUUAGUGGAAGGAGACAGACAGUAAACAAAUAAAUAUUUAAAAUUUCAAGAGGCCAGCCGGGCGUGGUGGCUCACACUUGUAAUCCCAGCACUUUGGGAGGCUGAGGCAGAUGGAUCACGAGGUCAGGAGUUCGAGACCAGCCUGGCCAACAUGGUGAAAUCCUGUCUCUACUAAAAAUACAAAAAUUAGCCAGGCGUGGUGGCAGGUGCCUGUAGUCCCAGCUACUUGGGAGGCUGAGGCAGGAGAAUCAGUUGAACCCGGGAGGCAGAGGUUGCAGUGAGCCAAGAUCGUACCACUGCACUCCAGCCUGGGUGACAGAGCUAGACUCAGUCUCACAAAAAAAAGUUUCAGGAGGCCAUCAGUGCUAUGAAAACAAUAAAAUAAAGUUGAGUAAGAAAGUAAGUUUGGGGCACAGAAGAGGCUGCAGUUCUGUAUUAUAAGGGUUGCUGGUCCAGGGACCAUACUUGGAGAAUCACUGACUUAGACCAAUCAUAAUCCGUUUUCUGGGCGAAGCCCAUUGCCUCCUGAACACAUUUUAGGUUCUGUUAACCAGGAAGUGUGGAUACUGGUAGACAGCUAAUGGUGACUGCUUUAUAGGCAAGACACUUACUCAAGUGUGUGGGUCAUGAGUGCUUGGUAAGCAGUAGUUAUUAUUGUAGGUAUUGUUAUUAUUGUAGAAGACACAAGGUUACAGUUGGGUCUGUUUAUGGAGGGUUGUAAAUGGCAGGCACAUGAGUCUGCUAGUGUACUCUUUGGGAGUGAAGAAACAUUUUGGAACAGGAAUGAUCAAACUGGCAUUUUGGGAGGAUGAAUUAGGCAUUGGGCUGGGACCUGCAGAGGAACAGGUUGGGGAGAGAAAGUCAGCUGAGAGGCUUGACAGUGAUUCCAAGGGAAGACAUGACAAGGAUGCAGAGGUAAGUGCCCAUCUCUUGCCCUGGAGUCGAGAAGAUUGUCAGCCUACUGGGAUUUUAAGGACUGAUUCUUGAGGUUUACUCUGCCCUCCACUGGUGGCUCAAUGGGGAGUUAGGCCAGGCUAGACUGUGAAGGUUGGGGGUGCAGAGGUCAGAGGAUCUGGGGUGGUGCAGACUUCCCUCCAAGACAGACUAGGGAGGAACAGCUGUGUUCUUUGGAAAUCCUGAGAGAAGAAGAGUACACCAUGUCUCACCAUGUGCUGGCAGAGGCACCUGGGCCUAAAGAUGCUUAGCAUCCUCAGCUGUAAAAUGGUGAUAAUAGCAUCUUGUCACCUGCCCUACCCAUCGAAAAAGUCUUUGAAUAUGUAAAACGCACUAUGCAAAUGGAAUCACAUUAUCAUCUUGCACUUUCUUCUCUGGGUGUCUUUGAUUAUGUUGGUGUUACUUCAGUCAGAGCCAGCACCCUAAGCUGAAUGGACCACAGAGCUGUGGCUAUGUAGCCCAAAUUGGUAUCAUAUUAUAUUGGGUCGGGGGAGGGGGGUGGCAGGGAGACUUGUCCCUUUUUCCUCCAUUUCCUCUGUCAUUUUUAAUUGUGUGACUUUGGGCUGGAUCCAUAGCCUUUCUGCCAUGCUUUAGGUGUAAGAUGUGAAUAGUCAUUCUUCAUCAGCCUGAAGGCUACAUCCUGGGCCUUUUGAGGUCUCCUUUAGCUCUGAGCUCUAUAGUUCUGGAUUCUGUUUUUCUAAUGCCUCAGGCCUGUGGCAGUGUACAGGGUGGACAGUCACUUAAAAUUUAAACUGAUCUGGUAGGAAAGCAUGGCCUCCAAUCAGUAGGUUCUACACUUACCUCAAAUCCACACCAGCUAUCUGUUCUGCAUUAAGUUUUAUUUUACAGCAUUCACUAAACUGAAAAACAAGCCAGCCCCCAAGUAGCUAUUGUUUCAAAUGGUUCCCCAUAAUCCCCAAAGCUGCUGACUGCUCCGGAUUCCAUUAGCCUUGAAUUGUGUACAGAUUUCUCUCAUUGGUCCAAUUAUUUUGCCAUGGGGAGAACAGCUCACGUGUUCCAUUUGCCCUUCUGCUGGUACAGACUGAUCUGUGGAGAGAAGCCCCACUGAAUACAAAAGGUUCCCGGCCAAGGAUCACCUCUUCCCCUCCCCCGCCGGCUUUUGUUAGCUCUGCAGUAAGCCUGACUGGGUAAAUCAUCGAGUAAAACCUGACUUCUGGAUUCUCCUUGAUGUCUUUUUGACACUAGUUUAGUUGUAUACUCUGUCCUUGUAAGGUGAAAGGCACUAGCAAUUGGUAAAAUGCUAAAUAGUGGAAGUGAAGGCAGUGUGGCAUUGGCCAGAGAGCCCUGCGUUACACUCAGACUAGUGUCUGCAUCCCAGACCUGCCAGCAUUACACUCAGACUAGUGUCUGUGUCCCAGACCUGCCACUUGCCUCUUGUGAGACUCCACCCAAAUAGUCUCACCUCUCUGUUCCUGCCUUUAAAAUCAGAGGCAGGAUUCUCAGUUCAUGCCUUUAAAAUCAGAAGUUUAGACUCAUAUCCCCUAGCGCUUUCCCUGGCACUUCAUAAGUAGGCGUUGACUGAUGGCUGUCCCUUCCACUUUCUUGCAUGAUCUGCAUGCUGUGGGAAGGGUAAAGGUGUGGUUGACCUGAGGAAUGAGAUUGAGCUCAGAGCUUCAGCUCUCUCCCCCAUCCAGGCCCAGCUGUACUUCCCUGACCCUCACUUGGAAGCAGGUAGCGAACCCUCUGCCUUUCUCAAGCUCUUGGGCACUGUGCCUUGCCCAAUAUGAUGGGGAGAGGGAAACAUUGAGACUCUGUGACAGUCUGCAAACAAAGUUUCCUCCAAACCAUCAGCUGUUGUGGACCCUCUGCCAGCAUAAACUCAUGCCUGCACACGUGCAUCCACCCCUCCAGGGCGAGGAGCAUAGGGACGGGCAGACUUAUACACUUGGGUUCUUGAUAGCAUCUAAUGGAUGGGAAGGGGUGUGAGGGCAAAGGUACCCAGGAGGCCAUGCUAACUAACAUUGGGUUGCAGAGGGAGACAGUCGUUACGCUUUUUGUUCUAGCCACCACUGUGUUUCUUGUAUUAAUGACAGGUUGAAAGAGUUGGACAACUAAGAGAUUGAUUUUUCAGUGAAUGUUUUAUGAGUUGAUUUUCCCUUGGUGCCUCCCCCUUGGCUGUUCUUCCCUUCCCUUUAGUCCUGCUGUCAUCAUUUUUCUGCAAGACCUCAUUUGAUUUCCCCAGACCCCUUUUUCUACAGACGCACGCCCUAGCUUGAGGACAAGAGCACGGCACCAACUAGUUAUCUGCUGAUCAAGCAGCUUGAGUAACUAGUUGAACAGGCCUUUAGCUAGCUUUAUAGGCGAGGCCAAGUUGGUUCUUCUAAACCUUGGUUUUCUGCGUUGGUAGCUUUGAAACCAUCAUAGAGGGACUUGGGUGACUAGGGCUUAUCUGAGUCCAGGACACUGCCCCCUCCUUUCAUGAGCCUGCCCAAAACUAACUGGUGCCGAAGUCAACAUAUGUCUGAAUUGUUAUCAUUAUAUCCACCUGACUGUACCUCACCCUCUUAUCUUCUAAGCUUAGGCAUUGGUUCUUAAACCCUGUUUGGGUUACUCCCCACUUUGGAAAGUCGAUGGAGGAUGGAACCCAUACCCAGAAAACUGCAUAUGUUCACACACACAGAGGAAUGUGCACAUCACUCCAGAGGCUCCAUGGACUGCCCCAAAGCCUAUCCUUGGGCUCCUUAAGGCCCAGGAACCCCAGAUUAACAGCAGUUAUUCUAAGGAAUCUUCAUGCACUCUUUAUCUUCCCCCAUCCCUGAAAAUGGAUAAAACACACACAAAAAAAAUGGAGGUGUUGGGCAAGGAGAACCUUUUGUAGUAUAUCCUGCAAUCCUGAAAGUUUUCUAUUUCAGAAGACUAGCCAUAUCUUUAGUUUAACAACAGGGGCCAGAGAGAGCCCUGUGUGUGGAGUAUAUACUAACAAUCAGCAUAUUUCAAUAAAUACAUGUACACCUUAAUAAUACAUACAUUUGUAGCAAAAAAAAUGGCUAGGUUAUUAUAGUACAAGCUUAAAGGGAAAAAUUAUUGAAAAUAACACACAUUUUAAAGAAUAAAACACACAGCCAGGUGCGGUGGCUCACGCCUGUAAUCCCAGCACUUUGGGAGGCUGAGGGGGGCGGAUCACCUGAGAUCAGGAGUUCAAGACCAGCCUGGGCAACAUGGUGAAACCCCAUCUCUACUAAAAGUACAAAAAUUAGUUGUGGUGGCAGGUGUCUGUAAUCUCAGCCACUUGGGAGGCCAAGGCAGGAGAAUUGCUUGAACCCAGGAGGCAGAAGUUGCAGUGAGCCGAGAUUGCGCCACUGCACUCUAGCCUGGGCAACAGAACAAGACUCUAUUAAAAAAAAAAAAAGAAAAAGUCGGGCUCGGUGGCUCACUCCUGUAAUCCCAGCACUUUGGGAGGCCGAAGCGGGUGGAUCACCUGAGGUCAGGAGUUAGAGACCAGCCUGACCAACAUGGAGAAACCCCAUCUCUACUAAAAAUACAAAAUUAGCCAGGUGUGGUGGCACAUGCCUGUAAUCCCAGCUACUCAGGAGGCUGAGGCAGGAGAAUCGCUUGAACCUGGGAGGCAGAGGUUGCAGUGAGCCAAGAUCACUCCAUUGCACUCCAGCCUGGGCAACAAGAGUGAAACUCUGUCUCAAAAAAAAAAAAAAAAAAAAGAAUAA
This is a messenger RNA of Gorilla gorilla gorilla (western lowland gorilla), 8897 nucleotides long. It is a transcript of the gene CRY2, whose product is annotated as cryptochrome circadian regulator 2. Gene Ontology annotation, cellular component: nucleus; cytoplasm. The transcript has 11 exons. Gene Ontology annotation, biological process: negative regulation of DNA-templated transcription; circadian regulation of gene expression; entrainment of circadian clock by photoperiod. The record is from RefSeq and is a predicted model, not a curated record. NCBI's taxonomy places the organism in Eukaryota, Metazoa, Chordata, Mammalia, Primates, Hominidae. Gene Ontology annotation, molecular function: FAD binding; DNA binding. The coding region runs from base 43 to 1887 and encodes 614 amino acids.